AUGAGUAAUGCUGCAGCAGUGGUGGUGCACGCAAUCGCUAAGUUUGUCGGCGUCAUGGCGUAUGACUGGGGCUCGCGGAGCGCUCUGGAUCGAUUGACCUCGCGUACAGGUUCGCGGCGGUCCGUACAGGAGCUGUACGCUUUUACACAAGCCUCGAAGGGUGGCGCUCGCGACAGCAUACAAUUAUUAUAUAGAGCUGAUAACACGCAGGAAUUGAGAAUGAAUGAAGACUUUCAUAGAGACUUACCAGUGAUUAUGUUGGGUAAAAAAUAUAAAUACACACACAGAUUAGUUGACCAGGUUCGUGAUGUAGUAUAUAAUGUGUAUGGUUUUUUUACCAAAGAAGCCAAUGAGUUUGGUGAAGUUAAAAGAGGAUACUUUACAAACGUUGCACAACGUGUUACUGCAGCGACAGGUGUCUCUAUAGCAUAUGUAAGCAUUUUAAUCAAUGAAUACAAAUGCAUAGGUCCAGAAGCUUCUCUUAAAACAAUAUUAAGAAAUCCGCAUAGUCCAUCACAUAGCUUGAAAAAGAAAGCAGAGGCAUCUAAAAGUAAAAUGCAACAAACGCAUCAUCCUACUUGCUUCAAUUUCGAAAUGAAAACUGACGAAACCUUGAACAUGCAAUAUGAAAAAUUUGGAAAUGAUGUUCCUGACCUAAAUGUUUUAGAAGUCAAAAUGGAAGACGAAAUCUAUAAUACCGAAAAUAAACAGUUUCACAAUAAAUCAUGUUCGCACUACUUCGAAGAAAAUAUAUAUAGACUAACUCUAGAGAACAUGACAGAGUUAUAUUCAACCUCGGGAUUAAGAAUGACUGAAGGCUGUCAUAGAGACUUACCAAUAAUUAUGUUGGGUAAAAAAUAUCCACACAGAUUAGACGACCAAGUGCGUGAUGUAGUAUAUAAUGUGUAUUGUUAUAUUAUAAAGGAAGCCAAUGAGUUUGCUCAAAUUAAAGGAGGAUACUUUUCAAAUAUUACACGACGUGUUAGUGCAGCGACAGGUGUCUCUGCAAGCUAUGUGAGCCAUUUAGUCAAUGAAUACAAACACAUGGGCCCAGAAGCUUUUCUUAAACCAAACUUAAGAAAUCAGCGUAGAGCAUCACAAAGGUUAAAAAAGAAAGCAGAAGCAUCUAAAAGUAAAAUGCAACAAAGUAAUCAUUACACAUUCUUGAACUUCGAAAUGAAAACCGGGGAAACACUGAACAUGCAAUAUGAAAAAAUCGAUGAAUUUGAGAAUGAUGCUCCUGACCAAAAUUCUUUAGAAGUCAAAAUUAAAGAGGAAAUUGACAUUACGGAAAAUGAACCGUUUCAAAAUGAUUCAUAUUCGCACUACUUAGAUAUAAAUAUACAUCAACAAACUCUAGAAAACAUGACCGAGUUAGAUUCAACUUCCAUUAAAAUUAAAACAGAAGACGACACUUCUUUUAAUUUUGAGAGUGAACCAGCUGUUUACGAACAUCAGUUGAUAAAGGAUGAACCUACAACAAUAAAUAUAGAGCCUGAUAUAGUUGCACGUGAAGCUUCAAAUAAAAAUGAGCUUUCAAAUCAUUCUGUCCUUCUACAUCAACCAUUUACCUCCACUGGUUAUUUCGACAAUCCUUAA
Arctia plantaginis is the source of this 1599-nucleotide messenger RNA. Lineage: Eukaryota; Metazoa; Arthropoda; Insecta; Lepidoptera; Erebidae. The record is from the annotation of a GenBank genome assembly.